AUGGGAGGCUCGCUGUCACGUCUGUGGUCUUUCUUCUGGACCAAGAAGGAGAUUCGAAUCCUUAUAUUAGGUCUCGACAAUGCCGGAAAAACCACACUUCUCUACAGACUGAAGAUCGGCGAAGUAGUGACAACAAUACCUACCAUCGGAUUCAACGUCGAGUCGGUCACAUACAGAAACCUGAAUUUCAAUGUCUGGGAUCUGGGAGGUCAAACGUCCAUUCGACCCUACUGGCGUUGCUACUACGCCAACACUGCCGCUGUUAUAUUCGUCAUUGAUUCUACCGAUAUUGAGCGACUUGGCACAGCUGCGGAUGAACUUGCGGCUAUGCUGAACGAAGAGGAGCUGCGUGAUGCGGCUUUGCUGGUGUUCGCAAACAAGCAGGAUCAACCCGGCGCCAAGGGUGCCGGAGAGAUCUCGGAAGCUCUGAAGCUCGGGGAGCUGCGAGAUAGGAACUGGAGCAUCGUAGCAUGCUCCGCCAUUGAUGGUAAAGGUCUAGAUGAGGGUAUGGACUGGUUGGUUGUAAGUUGCCCUUCGUGGCUGUCCGCUCGCUUCUUGUCUAUACUUGAUUUACAUGGUACUAACUUGUAA
Aspergillus fischeri NRRL 181 is the source of this 591-nucleotide messenger RNA. RefSeq names its product ADP-ribosylation factor family protein. The transcript is spliced from 4 exons. Gene Ontology annotation, biological process: vesicle-mediated transport; intracellular protein transport. Gene Ontology annotation, cellular component: cytoplasm; Golgi apparatus. Gene Ontology annotation, molecular function: GTP binding; GTPase activity. The record is from RefSeq and is a predicted model, not a curated record. The coding region runs from base 1 to 591 and encodes 196 amino acids. Lineage: Eukaryota; Fungi; Ascomycota; Eurotiomycetes; Eurotiales; Aspergillaceae.